Molecule: messenger RNA, 1794 nt
Organism: Hypomesus transpacificus
Lineage: Eukaryota; Metazoa; Chordata; Actinopteri; Osmeriformes; Osmeridae
Product: butyrophilin subfamily 1 member A1-like
Exons: 7
Coding region: 49-954 (301 amino acids)
Source: RefSeq, a predicted model, not a curated record
AACUUUCAACAUGGCGGAGAAAAGGAGUGGUUCAGUAGUGGAAGAGUGAUGCUGGUUCUACUGUGUCUCCUGGUGCUCCUCAUCCCUGGAGGCUCUCCUGCUGGAGAGUCUCGGCUGAUUGGUUCACUUGACCGCAUCGUUGCUGUAGAGGGUGAUUAUGUCAUCCUGCCGUGUUCCCUGGAACCUUCCAUCGAUGCAGAGUUCCUGACAGUGGAGUGGUCCAGACCUGACCUGGAACCUGCUAUGGUACAAUUCUACCGGGAUGGUCGUAACUUACAAGGUGGCAAGAAUCCGUCUUACAAAUACAGGACGAUGCUGUUUGAAGAUGAACUGGUCAGGGGCAACGUCUCCCUGAAACUCUUCAGAGUGAAGCUGGAGGAUGAGGGGAGCUACACCUGCCUUGUUAUUAAGGACGGGCAGGUCCAGAAGACUGUCAUCCAGCUCAGUGUUGGGGAGGUUUCCAAACCAGAGGUCUCCAUCGUGGGAGCCAGAGAAGAUGGGGUGGGUCUCCAGUGUGAGUCUGGAGGCUGGUACCCAGAACCUGAGCUGGAGUGGAGGGACAGUAAGGGACGCCUCCUCCCUGCUGAUGUCCCACAGACAGACAGACUCCCUGACCCCGGCCCUCACCAACGCUACACUGUGACAAGCAGAGUGACUGUACAGAAGACAGACACCAACAGGUUCACCUGCAGGGUUCAUCUGCAGAGACUCAACCAGACCAGGAAGACAGAGAUCCAUGUUCCUGAUGAUUUAUGUCAGCCGUGUCCAAAGCCUAAUAUAGCUGUUCCUGUCUCUGUUACUACGGGGGUCCUGUUUCUGGUCAUUCUGGUCACCUGUGUAGCAGUAUACUACCUCCGCUCUCGGAUUAAACAUACAGCAAGCAGUAAAAGGGAAUGUGUUGAACUUGAUGACCGAGACAGCGGGACUGGAGACUAUCCACUGAGGAAUCGAUGACCCAAUGCUACCAGGGAGGAAGAUGACUCCAUGAUUCAUCAUCAGGGAGGAAGAUGACUCCAUGAUUCAUCAUCAGGGAGGAAGAUGACUCCAUGAUUCAUCAUCAGGGAGGAAGAUGACUCCAUGAUUCAUCAUCAGGGAGGAAGAUGACUCCAUGAUUCAUCAUCAGGGAGGAAGAUGACUCCAUGAUUCAUCAUCAGGGAGGAAGAUGACUCCAUGAUUCAUCAUCAGGGAGGAAGAUGACUCCAUGAUUCAUCAUCAGGGAGGAAGAUGACUCCAUGAUUCAUCAUCAGGGAGGAAGAUGACUCCAUGACUCCAUGAUUCAUCAUCAGGGAGGAAGAUGACCCGAUGACUCCAUGAUUCAUCAUCAGGGAGGAAGAUGACCCGAUGACUCCAUGAUUCAUCAUCCGGGAGGAAGAUGACCCGAUGACUCCAUGAUUCGGCUGAGCAGACGCAAGGGGUGCAAGUGUGUGCAUGUGCGUGCAUGGCAGGGUUCUAUAGUUUGCCCCUAAAAAUAGAUAGACAUUUUCAAAAGACAGUUUAAAACCUACCUUUUUACCAAAGCAUUUUACAGAUUUUAUCUCAGAAGGGUAUUUGUAUUAUUGUUUUUUAUUCCCGCAAAGACGGCAGCUUGUGUUUUUGUUGAGUUACAUUGUAUUUAUACUGGGAAACCACAAAGACUGUGGCUCGAGAUACCGCAAAGACUGUGGCUUGUGUUUUGUUGAGUUACAUUUUUAUUUUGUGUGUGUGAAAAAUCUUUGCAGUUGUGACUAUGUUAAUGAUUUUCUAUCGUACCAUGUCGUUGAGAUUAAGGUGUCAUUAAACAACACCUUAACUGUU